Messenger RNA from Staurois parvus, 308 nucleotides. The record is from the annotation of a GenBank genome assembly. NCBI's taxonomy places the organism in Eukaryota, Metazoa, Chordata, Amphibia, Anura, Ranidae.
GGGGCCCCUGUGUCCUUUCCCACACUCAAAAAAGCCUAUAAAAAAGGCAGUGCCCGAGUGAUCGAAUGGCGGACUGACAACUCAUGUCAUCCCCGGGCAAUAGGGGAUCAUGGGGCCCCUGUGUCCUUGCCCAGACUCAAAAAAGCCUAUGAAAAAGGUACCAGGGGCAUCUCAUGGGGCCCCCUACUGACCCCAGGCCCUCGGGCAGUGUUCAAAUUUCCAAAUGGUCAGUCCGCCCCUGGUCUCCACACGAUAUGUCUUAUCAGGAGAUAAGAAGGGGACACUGGAAGAAGAGGAGAAUCAGAGAG